CAAAUCCAAUCCUCAUUCUAAUCUUCAUUCUAAUCCCAAUUAACAAACUCUAAUUGAUCAAAAGAAAAUUCAUAAUCAAGAGAGAGCCACCAAUGGCUUCUCUCACUAGCCCUUGUUCAUCUCCUUUUCUUCAAAAAGAUACCCAAAUCCCAAAUCUCAAAAAUCGACGUUUUAACCCUUCAAAAAUUUCACGUAAAUUUUCAUGCAAAGCUAGCGCAAACAACAAUAACAACGAACAAAACCCUAACAGGAGAAAUAUUCUCCUGGGCUUGGGAGGCUUGUAUGGUAUGGCAGGGUUACAGGGUGGACGCGAUCCAUUUGCAUUUGCAGACCCUAUAGCCCCGCCAGACCUUUCCAAGUGCGGCCAGGCUGACUUACCAGCUGGGGCCAACCCAGUAAAUUGUUGCCCACCAUUCACUUCUACCAUCAUAGACUACAAAUUACCUAAAUCAGGCAAGAUCAGAAUAAGACCAGCUGCACACGCAGUUGAUAAAGCUUACUUGGAAAAAUUCAACAAAGCGGUAGAGCUCAUGAGAGCUCUACCAGCUGAUGAUCCAAGAAAUUUUACACAACAAGCCAACAUUCAUUGUGCCUAUUGCGAUGGAGCGUACGAGCAAGUAGGUUUCCCAAAUCUCGAUAUACAAGUCCAUAAUUCUUGGCUAUUUUUUCCAUUCCAUCGUUGGUACUUAUAUUUCUACGAAAGAAUCUUGGGAAAGCUGAUUGGGGACCCCAAUUUUGCUAUGCCUUUCUGGAAUUGGGAUUCCCCACCAGGAAUGCAGUUACCCUCGAUUUACACAAACCCGAAUUCUUCAUUGUAUGAUCCAUUAAGAAGCAAACCUCACCAACCGCCAACCCUCAUGGACCUUGACUAUAACGGUGUUGACGUGGCAUCAACGAAUGAAGCUCAAAUCUCGAGUAAUCUUGCUAUCAUGUACCGUCAGAUGGUUUCUAACGGUACAAGUCCUCGACUCUUUAUGGGCAUGCCUUAUCGAGCCGGGGACCCCACCGACCCUGGAGCAGGCUCAUUGGAAAAUAUUCCUCAUGGGCCUGUUCAUAUUUGGUCUGGGGAUCAGACCCAACCCAACUUCGAGAACAUGGGAAAUUUUUACUCGGCUGGUAGAGACCCCUUAUUCUUUGCUCACCAUUCUAACGUUGAUAGAAUGUGGAGUGUUUGGAAAACUUUGGGGGGAAGAAGACAAGAUUUUACCGAUCGAGAUUGGCUUGAUGCUGCUUUUCUUUUUUAUGAUGAAAAUGCUCAAUUGGUUCGUGUCAAGGUGAGAGAUUGUUUGGACAGUAGAAAACUCGGGUACAAUUAUCAAAAAGUGGACAUUCCAUGGUUGAACACUCGCCCAACGCCACGCAGAUCUAGACUAAGUCGAGUCAAACGAGCGUUGGGACGAGUUGGUGUGCCUAUGGCCCAGGCAGCCACAGACAAUAACAUGUUUCAAACCACGUUAAGUUUUCCCUUGACUUUGGACAAGCCGGUUAAAAUUUUAGUGGCGAGGCCUAAAAAGGCGAAAAGGAGCAAGAAGGAGAAGGAUGAGGCUAAUGAAAUUUUGGUGAUUGAUGGGAUUGAGUUCGAUAGAGAUGUAGCAAUCAAGUUCGAUGUUUACAUCAACGAUGAAGAUGACUUGCCAAGUGGACCCGACAAGAGUGAGUUCGCGGGUAGCUACGUCAGCGUGCCACAUAAGCACAAGGGCCAUAAGCUCAAGACUUGUCUUAUGUUGGGACUCAAUGACUUGUUGGAAGAUUUGGAUGCUGAAGAUGAUGAACAUGUUGUUGUUACUUUGAUUCCUAAGCUUGGUGUUGGAAAAGUCUCAAUUGGUAGCAUCAAGAUUGAGUUUGAUACCUAAAAAUAAAAAUUAUAAGAAAAAGAAAACAAUUAUAAUAUUAUAUUAAUAGUAAUUCUAUCUUGUUAGGGUUUUUAUAUUUAUUUUUUGGGGGGAAGAAAAACACACAUGUGGAGUGUUUUGAUUCCCAUAAUGUUUUGAAAAAUUAUAAUUUGAAUAAUUUCAUAUAUAUAUAUAUAUAUGUAUGUGUGUUUGUGAUUUUCUACGAGGUGUGUAUACCAAUAUUAUUUGAAUAAUUAUUUAGAGAGUUGAAUGUAUUUCUUGAAAUUGGUAAUUUUUGUAUUUCAAUUUAUGAAGUUGGUUU
This is a messenger RNA of Cannabis sativa, 2154 nucleotides long. Its product is annotated as polyphenol oxidase, chloroplastic-like. The record is from RefSeq and is a predicted model, not a curated record. Gene Ontology annotation, molecular function: catechol oxidase activity. The transcript is spliced from 2 exons. NCBI's taxonomy places the organism in Eukaryota, Viridiplantae, Streptophyta, Magnoliopsida, Rosales, Cannabaceae. Bases 93 to 1853 code for a protein of 586 amino acids. Gene Ontology annotation, biological process: pigment biosynthetic process.